CACACAGCUAGAACCUCCCCCUGGUCCAUACAGGCCAGUCUGUGACUGUUGCUCCUUCCCUGUCAAUGUUGAGCCGCAAGCAGCUGGUGCAGGCAGCACAGCUAGCAGAACAAUGUGGCAGAUACAAGGACAUGGCUGCUGCCAUGAGGCAACUUGUGAUGGAAGGGAAAGAGCCAUUAACCCAUGAGGAGAAGAGCCUGCUUUCUGAGGCCUAUAAGCUCCUAAUACAGGAAUGUUGUGCUUCAUGGCGACGGCUAAAGCACUCAGUGGAGCAGGGGGUUGGAAAGCAGAAGGAACAAGCUCAAGCUUAUCGUGAGACCAUAAAAAAAGAGCUGGAAGCACAAUGCUGGGAGAUUCUUAGCCUACUAGAUUAUGUACUACUGAAGCACUGUAGCGAGGCAGAUUAUGGAAGCCGAGCCUUUUACCUGAAGAUGAAAGGAGAUAGUUACCGCUACUUAGCUGAGGUGGCCCUGCCUGGUGCCAAAGAGACACUAGUGAAAUCUGCAGAAAAAGCCUAUGGGGAGGCUCAGGAAAUUAGUCAGAGGUACAUGGAACCUACUCAUCCCUUGGCCUUGGCUGUGGCUCUGAAUUACUCAAUCCUUUAUUAUGAGGUUCUCAACAAUCCUCAGCAGGCAACAAAGCUAGCCAAGGCUGCCUUUGAUAAGGCCAUUGCUGGUCUGGAGACCCUCAGCCUAGAGUUCUACAAGGAAUCCACACUCAUCAUGCAAUGCCUGAGGGACAACAUCGUGCAUUGGACUGGUGACCAACAGCAGCAGGUGGAGAGCAACAGGGUAGAGCUUGAAGGCUAA
Molecule: messenger RNA, 809 nt
Organism: Elgaria multicarinata webbii
Lineage: Eukaryota; Metazoa; Chordata; Lepidosauria; Squamata; Anguidae
Product: 14-3-3 protein gamma-like
Exons: 1
Coding region: 66-809 (247 amino acids)
Biological process (GO): signal transduction; intracellular protein localization
Cellular component (GO): cytoplasm
Molecular function (GO): protein kinase C binding
Source: RefSeq, a predicted model, not a curated record